AUGGGCGUGGGCCUUCUUCCGCCGCAGGAGGGUAUGAUCUACUUACUUGAGACCGCGUCGGCGGACCCCCCAGAAGCGCCGCCACCACUCACAAAAAAUCUCGUGUUUCGUGUUUUAUUUUCACUGCCGGCGAACAAUGCGGGCGAGGGAGACGAAACAGGCAAAGUCUCGGCGGUGGAGAAGGCGGCGUACGACCCCGGCGUGGACGUGUUCUUCCAGGAGAACGCGUGGAUGGACGGCCCAGCGUGCAUGGCGUGGGCAAACAACAGCUUCCUACGCAGCAUCAAGGGGGAGGAAGGUGUCGUUCCAAUGGAGCAGUCCAUCCUUUUCGCGGACAAUUUGCACGCGCAGACAACGGACGAGUUCAAGAAAUUCCUUUACGGCGAGUGCAACACGCUGCUGCGGCUACUUCCCCCCAAGUUGACCGACGAACUCCAACCGGUCGAUGCCGGCUAUGGACGCCUCCUCAAAGUCGAAGACGGUAACGAGCUGGAUGAAUUUCUUGGGCACGAGGAAAACCUUUGCCUGUGGGAGACCAACAAGCUUUCAGCUGGUGCAAGGCGAAUCCUUUUCACGCGAUUCAUUGCAAGGGCGGUCGCGUGAAUGGACGAUCGGCCUGGGUACCGCCAUCGCCUGUUCGAGAAGACCAGACUGGCGAUGACGGCAGACGGGUCGUUGGACGACCGCAUCAAUCCGGAGGGUGUAGUUGGGGGGUACAAUUUCAUGGAUGGGGGCACGAGCAGUGACAAGGAGAUGCCCGACCAGGAUGAUGAGGUCGGCGACGACGACGGGGGGGGGCGGGUGGUGGCGAAUCAACCUGCGACAGCGACGCAAGCGCAGAUGAUGAUGGUGAUGACCACGGCGAAGUUCAAGACCUCCUGUCACAGCUAGACAGCGACGAUGACGUCGACUCCGACGAUGACAUCAUCGCGAUGGAGCUUCCGGUCGAAUUCCAUCUUGAAGAGUCUCCUCCAGAAAAGCUGGAUCGCCCUUUGAUUUGCCUUGCGUGUUCUUGAGGCAUGGUAUGGGGUGGUUCUUGGGGCAGAUCAGCCGGGCAGCGCCCCCGCAAACUAGCCACACGUACGACUACCGCGUGGUUUUGGCGUACGAUCAAAGCACCAUCGGUGUGAAGAUGCCUCUAGAUGCAUAUGAUGUAGACGAGGCGAACGCAGCCGUAGGAGCGUGGGCGUUGAUCAAGCCGAUCGACGAUUCGAAUGAGCCGGCGGGGGGGUGUGAGGGUGAAUAGCCACGCCGGCAGGGCAGUAGGGCACGAACCCCCAACGUUCGCAACAUUGACCAACCGGGAUAGAGCAUGCCAAGUUGUGACAACUUCACCAAUCGAUUUCGAAGGGCGUUAGGGAUAUACGGAGUAUUUUGUCCGCACGCACAUUAGCACAUUGACUUUGCGCUUCUUCUUUUCUUUCAGUUCAGUACCGCGGGGUGUCGUGCAAGCAUGUAUCCAGCGGGUAGUGCAAAGCUUCGUGGCUGGAAAAGGAAAUAGGGAUGAUAAGAAAUCGUGCAAUUUGCAUGGUGGCGAAAAGAUAGGAAAUUGCGAAAAUAAGAAAUCGUGCAAUUCUCGUCGGGAAAAAAUAGAAAAUGCCGACAUAAGAAAUUCAGCUCACUAUGGCUGUGGCAAUAAGAUUUGAGCCUAAGCUGAAAUAGGUGUUUCUUACGAGUGGGCCGG
Messenger RNA from Ectocarpus sp. CCAP 1310/34, 1684 nucleotides. The record is from the annotation of a GenBank genome assembly. Lineage: Eukaryota; Phaeophyceae; Ectocarpales; Ectocarpaceae.